Aphanomyces astaci is the source of this 222-nucleotide messenger RNA. RefSeq lists its product as hypothetical. The record is from RefSeq and is a predicted model, not a curated record. The transcript has a single exon. Lineage: Eukaryota; Oomycota; Saprolegniomycetes; Saprolegniales; Verrucalvaceae. The coding region runs from base 1 to 222 and encodes 73 amino acids.
AUGGCCGCGUUUACCAUCCAAAGUCGACGGGUACGGCGUUGGUCCACGCGCCUUCGCCACUGCAGUUUUUCCGAAGGCGCGUGGUUUAACCUUGGCCAGUCGCCGUUCCAAUAUCAACCGCCGCGGGGGUAUAUCAGCGUGCUAGAGUCGGUGAAUGCGACGUCGUCGAAGGAAGGAGUGCCGUUGCCUCGAGUCGACGUGUACUCGCACCGCCACAACUGA